Molecule: messenger RNA, 2094 nt
Organism: Microbotryum saponariae
Lineage: Eukaryota; Fungi; Basidiomycota; Microbotryomycetes; Microbotryales; Microbotryaceae
Source: the annotation of a GenBank genome assembly
AUGGCAGCCGCGUUGCCCGAGCACUCGGCCGUGCUCUCAAGCUCGACUCAGGCGUCUGACAUUGUCGCCGCACCCGAGUCGCGCGGAUACUUCAACUCGGUACUCGCCACUCCACCUCCUCUCAACGCGUUUGACGCCUUCAAGAAGGUGGGUGCGGGAAGGACGCCGCUACAGCCACUUGUCCCGAGCGAUUGACUGAUGUCGUCUGUGUUUGUGGUCUGGUUUCGGGCUCGCUCCUCGCGGGAUUGGGGGGAAACACGCUCGGCAUGGACGUAGACGAACGCGACGUACAAAGAGCAGACCGCUCGUGGCGGCGUGCUGACCGUCCUGCUUGCCCUCUUCAUCGCCGCACUCGUGUGGACUGAGCUACGCGAGUACAUCUACGGCGAACCCGGUUACCAGUUUUCUGUUGCCCGAGGAAUAGGUCACGAGUUGCAGGUCAACUUCGACGCGACCGUCGCUACCCCUUGCCAUUGUACGUUGUUCAACUCGCUGGCGGCGCGUGCCGUUCGCACACUUAGUCAGCGACGCCGAUGGAUGAUGCUUUUCUGAUGCUGGCAAUCGUGUCGAAUCGUUGGUGCUCAGAUUUGACCGUGGACAUUCGGGAUGCGGUUGGUGACCGGCUCCAUGUCAGCGACGAGUUCAAGAAGGAUGGGGUGGGUCGGCAUACACUACAACCCCAGGCAACCGGAGUUCGGUAGCCAAACAAGAUCAGCUCAAUGCGACGCAAUUUUUCUUCUAUCAGACGACCUUCGAGAUCGGGCAAGCGCAGCGACUUCAAAACUUGCAUGAGGAAGUCGGGAUGACGGCCUCUCGGAUGGUCAGCAGCUCGCGAGGGCGUAGGGGUAGGUGAUGCAGGCCAACAUGAGUCGCGUUGACAUAGGGCAUUCGCGUGUGCCACUGACUGACGGCACUCUGCGCAUAGUUUUUGCGAAGACACAGCACAUUGUCGAGGACGGACCGGCCUGUCGUGUCAGUAGCUUGGCGCGACUCCGAACAUAUUGACGCGGCUCUGACCCGUAAGGUUGCUUUCUCCGUUCCAGAUAUGGGGCCACGUGACCGUGAAAAAGGUGACGGGGAACCUGCACAUUGUGAGGCAACAUGAGACUGUGGUUGACUUGGCGUCUCAGAUGAUUGAUCAAGCUGGUGUGUUGUGAGCCCCAUAGACUACCUUGGGCCAUGGCUACCUGAGCUGGGAGCAUACCGAUCACGCAUGUACGUUCGAUGUGGUUUGUAAGCGACAGAGAUAAAGCCUCCACAGGCGCUCAAACUUGGUCGGCUCUUCGCAGUGAUGAAUUUGAGCCAUGUGAUCCAUGAGUUCAGCUUCGGGCCGUUCUUCCCACAAAUCGCUCAACCACUCGACAAUUCCGUGUAAGUCCUUCACGAUUCGAUUGUACUCUCGGGCCCAUUCUAACGCAUUCAGCACUUUUCGCUCUUUCCUAUGAAUUGGCAGGGAAACCACCAAUGCUCGUGAGCUCUUUCGCGGCAGCAAUUUUUUGAUUUUUGAUUUUUGCCUUAACGUAUGCUGAUCUCAAAGAGCUACAGCGUUCCACAUCUUCCAGUAUUUUUUAAGUGUGGUGUCGACGACCUACAUUGACGCAGGCCGGCGCAUACUCGAUACAAACCAGUAUUCGGUCACCGACAUGAGCCGGGAGACUGAGCACGGCCGUGGUGUGCCCGGUACGCGAAGUCCGGUUCUGGUCAUUGCGUUUCUCCCUGUCAUCGCAUUUUUAACGUCGCUGCGUGCUUCUCGGGCAGGCAUUUUCUUCAAGUACGAUAUCGAGCCAAUGUCGCUCACUAUUCGAGAGCGUACAACAACGCUUUUACAAUUCCUUGUUCGCUUGGCCGGCAUUGUGGGUGGCAUACUCGGUAAAUCUGGACUGACUUGUUGUGUGCUUCAUUUAACUCCAGCUGACCAUUUCGCGCGAUCAUGCAGUUUGUUCGGAUUACGGGUUCCGAACCCUCGAUUCGCUUUUUGGGAGGAUGCUGGAUGACAAGUCAAAACCGACACUGCUCGUCACUUCACCGGCUGUGGGGACCAAGUCACCAUCAACACUGCGGGAGAGGGCUUUCAGCAAUGCGGGAAGGUCAUAG